CUACUUCCUUCUACUCUUCUCAAAACCACGACCAUGCCAAAGGACACUAGCGACUCGCCCCCCGCUGCGGCUACGCAGCAGCCUCAGAAGCGCUCCUCGAAAGCCUGCGAGACGUGCCGCGUGCGCCGGAUACGCUGUGUCGGCCCGCCGCCGUGCGAGGCGUGUCGUGAGGCCGGGCUGGGGCACCAGUGUACCGUGAGGUUGAAGGCGCGGCCAAAGCGCGCCCUCUCAGCCAAGCUCGCCCUCGCGCAGGCCCACCCCGUACCAGCUACCGUGUCCGAGCUGCAGCCGACAAACAGGUACCACCCGAACCACGCGGCCAACUCGACGCCGGCGUACCUCUCCCCCGCGGCGAGCAAGCUCACCCCGCCGUCGAAUGGCGCGGCCGCGGUGCCUGCGACGCCGGCGAGCGCGGGCUCGGUGCGUAGCGUUGAGGGGCAUGUGCUGUACGAAAGGCAUAACCCGCUGGAUGAUAUCGAGGCGAUGUUGGGGGCGUGGUGCGACCAGAAGAACCUCCCCCUCUCGUCCCUAGUCUUCAAGGUCGACUCGCGCGUGACCCACCUGCCCGGGACCCCGCUCCCACCGUCCCCAAUAAUCGAGCAGUUUGAAGACGCGCUGAUGGACGGCUUUGUCGUCUCGUCGGAGUUCAUGCAGAUCGACCACCUCAACAUUGACCGCACGUGGCUGCUGAGCCUGUAUGGCCGGUAUCGGACGCUGCCGAACAGCCUGACCGACGACCAGACGGCGCUCAUCUACGCCACGCUGUGUGUGUCCCGCUUCUCCCAGAUCCGGGCCAGCAUGAACAAUGGCACCAACGAGCCCACGCGCGAGGACUUGACGUACUUUCACCUCGCUUGUAAUGCGCUCGGGGCGUGGGGACGGCCUAGUACGACUGCUUUGCGCGCACUCCUCUGCCUCUCGCCCUUCGCGUUCGGCGUCGGAGGACCCGCAGAAACCCGCACCGUCCUCUCCCAACUCGCAUGGCAGGUCAAGGAACUCGGGCUCCACCACCGCUCCACUGCCACGCUCUACCAGCCACAAGAACAAGCCAGCACGCUCUUCUCGGCAUACUUUUACGCCGAUCUAUUCCGCGCCUCGCUCACGGACCUGAGACCAUGUCUGCCACUUAUCGAUAUUGACGUCGACCCAACCCCGCCGGUGACGCUCAUGAACGAGGUGCGCUCCCGGCCCUCAGUCUUCACCGCGCGGUACCUCGCCGACUACGCGGACCGGACUAUCGACAUUACCAACAUGGAGUAUGUGACGGCGACCGAGGCCAUGUGGAUGCCGCACCUGCGCGAGCUGCGCCACAACAAGGAUCUCGACUCGCCGCGCUUCAAGAUUGCCUGGGCCGAGUUCCGUUACAACUGGCUCCGGGUCCUUUUGUACACGCCCCAUCUGGCCAACCCUCAAACAGCGCCGCUAGCCUACGCCACAAUAGCCCGCGCGGUGACGCAGACGCUCUACACCUACGCCGAGCUCAUUGCGACGCACCAGCUCCACCCGUCGUGGCCGCAGGUCCAGCGGUUGGUCGUGUGCGGGCAACUCUUGAUUCUCUGUCACGAGGCCGGCGAGUUCCAUGUGCAUGAAGCUCCGAAGCUUUUCCAGAUGCUCGUCGAUGCGCUCGACAAGCACGAGCCCACCUGGCCCGUGUGUGGUGAGCUUGCUGCGGGGUUCGGCGCCGCGGCGAGAGUGUAUGAAAUCGAGGUGGCCACACCCUCAGCAACAAGUGUCGUUUUCCCCGAGCCGCUGGUCGCCGACACGGAGGGCGGUGCCCAAGUCGACUUUACUGGCGGGACAGCCGCCGGCCCAUUUCUGUGGAACGAUCUAGGGUUGGACUUUGACUUUUCGUCCUUCCCCGUGUAGCGUAAGCGUAGUGUAGAUGCCGUUGUUCCUGUGCAUCGUUGCCGCGUGCAGCAUGUGGUGCUGCGGCAACUCGGCCGGUUCCCACUUGUAGUCGUGUCUCGUAUAAUGAACCGGGCGACGUCAUG
Messenger RNA from Vanrija pseudolonga, 1991 nucleotides. RefSeq lists its product as uncharacterized. NCBI's taxonomy places the organism in Eukaryota, Fungi, Basidiomycota, Tremellomycetes, Trichosporonales, Trichosporonaceae. Gene Ontology annotation, molecular function: zinc ion binding; DNA-binding transcription factor activity, RNA polymerase II-specific. Gene Ontology annotation, biological process: regulation of DNA-templated transcription. The record is from RefSeq and is a predicted model, not a curated record. Gene Ontology annotation, cellular component: nucleus. Bases 34 to 1866 code for a protein of 610 amino acids. The transcript is spliced from 6 exons.